Messenger RNA from Amphiprion ocellaris (clown anemonefish), 4172 nucleotides. It is a transcript of the gene sltm, whose product is annotated as SAFB-like, transcription modulator. Gene Ontology annotation, biological process: regulation of mRNA processing; regulation of transcription by RNA polymerase II. The transcript has 20 exons. The record is from RefSeq and is a predicted model, not a curated record. Gene Ontology annotation, cellular component: nucleus. Gene Ontology annotation, molecular function: RNA binding; sequence-specific DNA binding. NCBI's taxonomy places the organism in Eukaryota, Metazoa, Chordata, Actinopteri, Pomacentridae. The coding region runs from base 33 to 3050 and encodes 1005 amino acids.
GCGCGCGCAUGAUUCAGUCAUCUUGAGGUAAAAUGGCGUCGGGUGCCAUUUCAACGGAGGCUAAGAAGAUAUCAGAAUUAAGAGUUGUCGACCUUAAGUCCGAGCUCAAACGAAGGAAUUUGGACACUUCUGGUGUAAAGAGCGUCCUGCUUACAAGACUCAGACAGGCUGUUGAAGAUGAAGGUGGUGAUCCAGAAAACAUUCAAAUCCCACUUUCUACUGACACGUCAACUCGGAAAGGCGGAAAAGCAAAAGGCGGGAAGAAAGUAGAUUCAGAUGUGGACACCACAGCAGAAGAAGAUGGCUUUUCUAAGGAAACUGAGGAGUAUGAAUCAGAAAAGGAUGUAACUGAUACAGAUGAUGGUACUCGUGAAAAUUCUAAGCCUGCACCCUGUGAAGACAGCCUUGCUCACUCUGAGGCUGAGGCCGAACCAGAGUCAGAAGCUUUGGCUGAUUCAGAGCCUGAGCCAGAGGUGGAUGCCGAGGUGGAUGCCGAGGCCGAGCCAGAGGGCGAUGCAGAGCCGGAGGUAGAUGAGGAUGCUGAGCCAGAGAUGGAGACCGAACUGGCUGAGAUGGAUGCUGAAGCCAUGAAUUCCUCUAAAGAAGCUGAGGACGAUCACCUAUCCUUCUCAAUCCCAAAUGAAGAUGCUAUCACCCUAGAUGUUGAUGGUGACGAUCUCCUGGAAACAGGUAAACAUGUGAAACUUCCAGAUCCAGAGGCAGAGAAGGGCACUGAUGAACCAGAGGCCUCUGCUGAGAUGGGCCCAGAUGAUGACAUGAAGGCAGAAGAGAUUGAGGGCCACAAAGAUGGUAAGAAAGACGAUGGAUCCCGAGGUGAGCCCAUGAAGAAAGACGGCAGAGACGCCUUGAAGAAAGCUGAAACCGGAGAUAAAGAAAAGGAUUCUGGGAAGAAAGGCCCCUCCACUACUGGGGCAUCAGGUCAAGCAAAGAGCUCUUCAAGAGACAGAGAUGGAAAAGCUGCAAAAGACGAAAAGGGAGCUCCAGGCGGCGGCAGCAACAGCAGCUCUUCUCGUAACAUAUGGGUGAGCGGCCUGUCUUCAAACACCAAAGCAGCGGAUCUAAAGAACUUAUUUGGCAAAUAUGGGAAGGUUUUAAGCGCCAAGGUGGUUACAAAUGCUCGUAGUCCUGGUUCAAAAUGUUACGGCUUGGUGACCAUGUCCUCCAGUACAGAAGUGACUCGGUGCAUCUCCCACCUUGACUGCACAGAGCUUCAUGGACAGCAGAUAUAUGUUGAAAGGGCCAAAAAUGAUCCCUUCAAAAAGGAACCAUCAAAGAAAGAAGUAGAGGACAAAGCAGGUUCUAGCAAAUCAAUUGACAAGCGCAGUUCCACAGGGAUAAAAAUGACUAUCAAAGCACAACCCACCUACAAAAAGGAAGACAAAAAAUUUGAUAAAAAUUCUGAAAAAGACAAAGAUUUGUCCAAGAAACAGGAGCCCAAAACUGGAAAAUCAGAGUCCGUUUCAUCUAACUCAGGACAAGAUUCUUCCAAGAAAGAUGACAGAAAGCAUGGACGGGCAAAGAGCCCAGGCAAGAUGAUGAUGAUACCUGAUCACACCAAAGUAGAUCCUAAUUUUGGCAAAAUGAGACCUUUCAGAAGAGGAAGAUAUUUUGAAAAACCAUUUGUCAACCCGAAUAUUCAAAGGCGACCAAAAUGGUUGAUUCCUCCUGAAGAGUUGGAGAUGAUGAAACACAAACAGCGACCUUUCACUAACAAAGGGGAAGACAGAGACAUCUUGCCUUUUGACAAGAUGAAGGAACAGAAGGAGCAGAGAAUGCGUGAACGGAUGAUUCGUUUGGAGCGUGUCCGUAGAGCUGUAGAGUUACGCAGGCGGCGUGAAAUUGCAGAGCAAGAGCGUCGUGAGCGUGAGCGUGUGCGUCUUUUGCGGGAGCGUGAAGAACGGGAGAACCUGCUCAGGGAGCGCCAGAGGCUGGAGAUGGAAAGACAAAAACUGGAAAGAGAGCGUUUGGAGAGGGAAAGGCUUGAAAGAGAAAGAAUCCGCAUAGAGCAGGAAAGGCGUAAAGAGGCAGAGCGGAUGGCACGUGAACGCGAGGAGCUGCGUAGGCAGCAGGAGCAGCUCCGUUAUGAGCAAGAAAAGAGAAACAACCUCAAGAGAGGCCGUGAAGUGGAACAUGGUCGCAGAGAUGAUCCUUAUUGGAAUGGAAACAAAAAGAUGCAGUCGGAGCCUGAGGUGCGUCUGAACCAAGGCUCCAACUACAAUCGGCAGCAGAACCGUUUCUCAAACUUCACUCCCCGAGAGAGGGGUCGUUUUCCAGAGGCUGCUGCUGAACAGCCCAACACUUACGACAGACGUAACAGGUUUGACGGUGAACCAGAUGUGAAGAAGAGUCGGCCGGCUCCUCACAGAGACGGCUCUGGCUUCGAUCGCUACCCCAAGAAUUUUGAAACAGUCCGCAGAGUGGAGCCACCUCCUCCUCCUCCACGUGCUGACCUCCGGGACUCCGACCGCAGAGACAGGGAUGAGAGACGCCCUCCACCAAUGCAUGAUCGUCCCGUAGGAGCAAGAGCUGCGAUGCCGGGCAUGUCUCACACCCGCUCACCGAGAGAUGGAGCGCAUGGAUGGAAGAAUGAUGGCGGGAUGAACUCCAACAAGGGAGACAUGAGAAGUCCGAUGCGCAUGCGUGCAGAGCGAUCAGGCAGAGAUGGUCCUGGUCCUGCACUCAGAGGGGGCCCAUCAGUCAGCCGUGGAAGGAGCAGCUUCAAUGAUCAAGAUAAUGGAAGACCCAUGGUGAUGAGUGAUCAGCCCUUCGGCUCUGGCCGCCAGGUCGUGGUGGAGCGUCACAGCAGGGAACAGGGACUGAGGAAGGAGUGGCACGGUGGAUCGAGCACCCAAGGCGGGGGCUUCCCUGAUAAUCGCAGAAUGGGAGACACUCGGGGCAGCAUGAUGGCUCCUUCCAGCCACUCUUCGUCUGGAAUGAACCGAAUUGUGCAGAUCACCAGCAACGCCAUUCCCAGCGGUGGCACCGUGGGUGGAUUCAAGCCCUUUAAAGGAACGCCGCGGCAGUUCUAACUGCAACCAAAUUCUGCCACUUUAAAGCACCUGAAAAGCUGAAGACUUUUUCUGAACUCUUUAUUUUUAGAAUAUCAACUGUUUUUGGUGGCACAUUUGCGGCCAUGAGGUUGAUGACACUAUUUUAUUUUGUAUAGACAAGUGUUUACCUCAGUGUAGGGUUUUCCUGACAGUUCUGCUGUUACCGUUCAACAACCCUGUGCACAAGUUUUAAUAUUUAGCGAGAUACUGUACAGCCCUAGGUCUUUGUAACAAGUUUUGAAUUAUGCUACGAGUUCUCUUACUGAGUGUUGUAUGUACAUUUUCAAUAGCUUAGUGUCAGUUUUCCUGUGAAUGAUGUCUUAUUUUAGUGUAUUAUAAGUGACAGGGUGAACUAACUCAUUUGAACAUUUCUCAGAGGAAACCAAUGACAUUUUUCCAACAGUCAUACUUGGUGUGGAUGUCCUGUUUUGUAAAGAGUAGUCGGAUUUACUAAACCAACACUGAACUGUAAAAUAGCCUGAAUUGUAGCAAAAACCUCUUAUAGGCCAUGAGUUGAAUUACAUGCGGGUCUGUCUAAAAUAUAAAUGGACUUUGGCUUCUGUUACUGCAGAGUGGCUGAAAGGACCAUAACACAUUAUUUUAUAUUUGCUUACUGUUCAAGGCAUCUGGGUAUUUUACUCAAAGUUAAAUAUGGUUCUAAAACUGGUAGUUUGGGUGCAUCAGUCAGUUCUGAGCUUAGAGGGAUUUUUGCAUAUUGUUUGGGGAACCUUACAUGCAUCCUGUGAUAUUAGCAGGAAGUACUUUAUUGUAGCAUGUAGAAGGUUGAAAUUAGAAAACAUGUGGUGUGCACUAUAUGAAAUGUGCUCUUUAAAAGGUCAAUAUUCUAAGCAUUGUGUCAGCUGUGACUAAACCAAUACCUCAUUAGGAGGUACCUUUAUUGUUCAGUCAGUCAGUGCUAUUUAUUUUUUCCUUUCAUUUAGGAACCUGUCAAGCUUCUUGAUCCUUCCACAGUUGGACUAAUGCUACACAUCCAGGACUGAAAUGCAUGUACUUAAACUCACAUCACACCUUCUUCAUCUACACACCUGUUGUAAUUGGUUGAUGACGCUUCAUUAAAUUACAAAAAAUUGAGAAGCAGAA